AUGAAGAUGAGAAGAUUAAUUUCCAAGCAGGAGUUCGAGGAAGCCAUGGAUGAUGAUUAUUCCCACCUAUAUUACACUGAACCGCCAUUGAAGAAGAUCGGAGUUUCAAAAGAGCCUUUCCAAUCGCUAGCCUCAGCCUUUCAUUCUGCUGGAACUUACAUGGAUGAUCUUCAACAACAUAAGAAUCAAGUUGGCAAUAUUCAUCCUUUGUGCUCACAAUUUCCCACCCAUGAUCCAAACAUCUUACUCUGUCAAUCUUCCCAGUAUAACUUUUCCAUUGAUUCUUCAGCUCAUGAGAAAGCUGGCUCCAACUUUGAAUUCAGAGACACCUUGCAAUCACUUGUGAAAUCUCACUUGUGCAGCAGCCAAUGCUUUUCUUCCUCAGAGAAGCCCAAUAAAAUUCCAUGCAACCAUAUGAUUAAGCCUUCUCCCCAUGCCCACAACAUGUUAUUGCUUGGUGAGAAUGAUGCCUUGGUCAGGAAGCAACUUUCGGUUCCUUCUGAUGCAAAUCAUCCGGGUCUUAAUGUUUGUGACAGUUCAUCAUCCAGACCAACUCCAUCAAAUAAAAAACGAAUCAGAUGGACUGAAGAUCUUCAUGACCAAUUCGUCAAGACUGUGGAUCUCCUGGGUGGUGCUGAGAAAAAUUUUGAGAGAAGUAGUGCAAAUGGCAUACCUCAGCUCCCCAUGGAAAUAAGUAUGCAAAUGAAGGAGGCCUUGCAACUGCAACUUGAAGUGGAGAGGCGUCUUCAUCAACAAUUAGAGUUCCCGUUUGUUCUCCUAGCGCAGCGUCCCAAGUCACCAAAAACCAGCCUGGUGGAGGAGGCCUCCGCUGACCCAAACCCGACCUUGUUUCCGACUGCCCAGCUCAGUGGUCCCCUGGCUGCACCUGGUGAAACUCCUUUAUGA
Corylus avellana is the source of this 906-nucleotide messenger RNA. The record is from RefSeq and is a predicted model, not a curated record. NCBI's taxonomy places the organism in Eukaryota, Viridiplantae, Streptophyta, Magnoliopsida, Fagales, Betulaceae.